Molecule: messenger RNA, 1099 nt
Organism: Hyaloscypha bicolor E
Lineage: Eukaryota; Fungi; Ascomycota; Leotiomycetes; Helotiales; Hyaloscyphaceae
Exons: 2
Coding region: 46-993 (315 amino acids)
Cellular component (GO): membrane
Molecular function (GO): transferase activity, transferring alkyl or aryl (other than methyl) groups
Source: RefSeq, a predicted model, not a curated record
CUUCACUGCCGCUGAUGCCAGUCAAAGAAUUUUUAAGUUCGAGAGAUGGAGAAGGAUGAUCUGGAAGUUCUUGCAAUGUACAAUGAGGAGCAUCCAAGGUCUAUCUUCUACCACUUGAAGACCGCAUAUCUCAUCACACGGAGUGACAUAAAGACGACGAUAUAUCCUGCGACCAUCUUUGCGUUCUCAAGUGCUCUUUCCGGUGACCUCCUCACCACGAACUCGACACCAAACAUAGUUACGCUCCUGCUGCGACUUCCAAGUGUCUUGCUGUGGACAUGGUCGAAUCUCUGGAUCUUUAAUUUGGCGAAUCAGCGUCUCCCAAACUCAGUUCUCGAAGACUCGAUAAACAAACCUUGGAGGGCGAUCCCCUCCGGACGAAUUACAUCUACACAAGCGCGACACCUUCUACUAGUCUCGAUUCCGGUCGUGUGUUUGUCAUCGUUAUAUAUUGGUGGUCGAGAAGCCAGCGCCGCGUUGAUGAUAUUGACUUGGGUGUACAACGACCUAGGUGCUGGUGACGAGAACUUCUUUGUACGGCACAUUAACAACGCUCUUGGAUUUGUGUCGUUUGGUGCCGGAGCGAGCCAAGUUGCUUGUGGCUAUCCUGACCACACCCUUAAUCAGGAUGCGUACUGGUGGCUGGGGGUCAUCGCAGCAGUUAUCACUUGCACAAUUCAGUUUCAAGACAUGGAAGACCAGGAAGGAGAUCGCUUGCGAAACAGAAAGACGUUACCGAUUGUUUGUGGGGAUGACUCAACAAGAUGGGGGAGUGCGGCGGUCAUCCUUCUUUUCUCCCUGUUAGUGCCUGCCUUUUGGCGCAUGGGAACAGUUGGGUACUGCUUGCCAGCGCUUCUAGGUGCUGUCAUUGCGGGACGUACUCUCUUCUUGAAGACUUUGGCUUCUGAUAAGCAGACGUUUAGAUUGUGGUGCCUUUGGCUGACUACCCUUUAUUGUUUGCCUGUUGUUAAGCACCAGAAUGCGUCGCUAUGAUUUUACGCUUUUCAUUGGCGCUGUAUGUUUGUAUGAUACCCUGCACAUAUUUCCUUGAUAGUUCAUAUUCAUGCAAACAAAUUUCAACACUUCAAUUGGAUUCCAG